AUGACCACUGUUCAACUACUCGAAACCAUCCUCUAUGACCCCAAAGAGGGAGUGUUCCUGCUGGACUACCACUGCGACCGGAUGAUUGCAUCCGCAAAGGAACUGGCAGUCUUCUUUUCCAACAACCAGGAGGCGUUCCUGCAGGACCUGAUCCCUACGCGCUCCGAGAUCUCAAACAAGCUGGAUGCUGCUAUCAGGAACGCCGGCAAGGAUACUCGUCAACGAUUGAGAGUAUUGCUGGACUUUGAUGGUGCUAUCUCUAUCCAGUCGAGCCACUUGCGUUCAGAGACCAAGAGUUUUAAACAUUCUUCGAUCCUGGUGGUCUUGGACAAGCAGGCGACACACAGCGACAACAUGUUUUUAAAGCACAAAACCACAGAGCGAGAAGUCUACAAUGAAGCCAGGACGCGACUAGGACUAGGACCUGUGGGCGCUCCAAUGGGCGACAAUGUACCGUUCGAUGUGAUUAUGUACAACGAGCAGGACGAGGUCAUGGAGGCAACGAUCGCCAAUAUCGCCAUCGAAGUCGAGAACCCCGAGUCAGGAGCCCUGGAAUGGAUCACCCCACCAUUGUCUUCCGGAUUGUUAAAUGGAACGAUGCGCCGCAAAUUGCUGGAGGCUGGAGAGCUGAAAGAACGAGUGAUCACUGUGUCUGAACUCAAGAAGGCUGCAGCGGAGGGCCGGAGGAUAAAGUGCUUCAACUCUGUGCGAAAAGAGUAUCCCGUCACUCUCAAGUGCUGA
Messenger RNA from Linnemannia hyalina, 741 nucleotides. The record is from the annotation of a GenBank genome assembly. NCBI's taxonomy places the organism in Eukaryota, Fungi, Mortierellomycota, Mortierellomycetes, Mortierellales, Mortierellaceae.